AUGAGGAUCGCAGCGCUCGGCCUGAUCCUAUUCGGUGCGCUUGGCGGCUUCAGCUGGGCGGCGCCGGCGAUACCGCGGCUCGGCGGGGCGCCGUUCGUGGCGGGGAUGGUGGUGUUCUAUCCGGGCGGGCCGCUGAUCGAGAAGGCGAUCACGGAGCCGCGCGAGGUGGGAUGGAUGGUCCGGGGGAUCAACCCGGCGCUGCGGUUCCUCAGCGCGAUCGGCCGCGCCGCCCAUCCCGGCGAGCUCAUCGGCGGCCUCAACGCCUCCACCAAGGCCCUCCAAUCCUGCUGUCCCCGGCUCGCCGAGCUCAUCCUCAGGGGCUUGAAUCGCAUCCGCAACCAGGCCUCCGAUGACCUGCACGCCCAGGUCAACCUCGCCGCCCAGCGCAAGGCUUUCAAGGACGCCCCCGAACACUUCCUCUCCACUCGCCUGAAACCUUCUCCUGGAUCGCCCCAUCAUCCCGACAUACCGGCCGCCAAUACCAAAGUUCCUGCCCAAGUAGCAGCGGCCGCUUAG
This is a messenger RNA of Puccinia triticina, 516 nucleotides long. RefSeq lists its product as uncharacterized. NCBI's taxonomy places the organism in Eukaryota, Fungi, Basidiomycota, Pucciniomycetes, Pucciniales, Pucciniaceae. The coding region runs from base 1 to 516 and encodes 171 amino acids. The record is from RefSeq and is a predicted model, not a curated record. The transcript has a single exon.